Molecule: messenger RNA, 1570 nt
Organism: Cuscuta campestris
Lineage: Eukaryota; Viridiplantae; Streptophyta; Magnoliopsida; Solanales; Convolvulaceae
Source: the annotation of a GenBank genome assembly
GCCAUGCACCGUCGACGAUCGCCAUCCAAUUCCAAUCAGCACAUCGCCGUAGCUGGAGGGAGAGCACACCGGCGUAGAUCUGACACCCAUUACAUUUGAAUGCCAUCAUCAGAAGAAGGGGGUGAAGUUUACUAAGGAUGGGGAUUCCUGGUGGCUUUCAAAUUUAUUCAUUUGGACAAAGGAGGAUUUUCAAGGCCAAGAAGAUUGAGAUAUCAGACUGCGGAUAGCCUCUGCCAUUGCGGCUAUUUGGGAAUAUGAACUUAUUUGUCUUUAACAUCUCACACCGUCCUACGUAAUGAUGAUGUGAAUAUGAACUGCCAAUUGAAGGUCUCAAAGGCAUUUUGUCAAAAGACAGGUACCAUACAUGUCGAUGGGUUUGAUAUUGGAAAUAUUCAGUUGGAUAGUUUGAGGAGACAUGUUGGUCUGGUCUCUCAAGAUAUUACACUCUUUUCUGGGACUAUUGCUGAGAACAUUGGGUAUAGGGAUCGAUUGAGUUCAUUGGAAAACUACCCAAUGAAUAUCAAACAAGCGUUGGCCCCCAGGGCUCAGUCUUUAGUGUAGGCCAGAAGCAAAGGUACAAUCUGAGCCCGAACUUGCAAUUGUGGACUCUCAUGACAGUAUGCACCAGGUGGUUUGUCCCCUCUGAAUUCAGUCAUUUCCAUGUUUUUUUUUAAAACCGUUUUCCAUGUUUUGUUAUGCGUCAAAAACAAUUGAUAUGUGAUAUUUCCUUAUCGUGACAAAAAUCUAUUUUAUUCUGAUAAGACAUCAAGCAUUCUGUUUCACUGCUUUUUAUCCUAUCAUCAACAGCAGCAGCAUCACCUUAUUCCCAAUUAGACAUGUCACUGAAAUGAAAUUAAGUGUCCAAUUAGUUUAUAAGAAAAUGGACUUAAUCACAACGUCGUAUGGGUUGCUGAAUGUAUCAAUUGGGAUUUUGGGGUGAGGGGGGUGGUCAUCUCUAUUCUUUGUGUGUGAGUGUGUGCACUUUUUUCUGCAGCAUUUAUGUAAACUUUCAUGGUUGUAGGAUAACCUUACCUCAGAGGAUAUGACCCUGAGUGGAUAUUAUGGAGCACAACAGAACAUGCAAGGACUGGUGGGUUGCUGCAUAUACUGAUAACUAGCCCCUGAUGUUUACUUUUAAAUUUUGUGAUUGAAGCAUAUGUUCGCAUUUAGCAGUAGGGCUGAACAAAAGAGACUAGCUGAAACAGAAGCGGUGAAAACCAAACUGCUCAAAAGCAAUUUUAACUUGUGCUGAUGAGUGUUGAUUUACCUGUAGAAGGUUCAGUUUGCUGUUUGGGGUUUAUGCAUUUUAACCAACUUAAGCCGACAGAAACCAAGGAAAACAUGCAAAACCAACCAAAACCGACACAAACUUGCCAAAAAUAACCAAACCAGAAUCAACUUGAGAGCAUUUUUAUCAACUUGAGAGCAUUUUUAUAGCCAAAGGAGGAGGAGCUUGGACAGUGAGUGUGCCAUUGCAGCAGGUAGGAUGAAAUUAUUUGUUCAAUAAUUCUUUUGUUACAGUGAGAUUCUUUACAUCAAUGGAAACACAGAAUAAUGCUUUGUGAGACCU